AUGUCUAGCAAGUGGUGUUCUUACUUUAACGAAACCGAGCCUAAAGAAUAUCGUUUUCUGGACUUUUAUGAAUAUCGUUCGAAGCAAGCGGACUUUACCUUCUCUUUUCAGAAGGAAUCCUACAAAUUGCAAAUGGAUCUCAAUAAUCUCAUGGAGGAUGGCUCAGAGGAAUCGAAGGAAACUGCUAGUCAUCUAAACAAACUUUUUAAGGCAAGUAAUUUACUACGGGGACAAUGGAAUGCUGUCUACCUUAUGGUCGGAAUGUCCGCUAUUAGAAAAUGGAACCCUUACAACUACGGUGGACAAUGGAAUGCUGUCUACCUUACGGUCGGAAUGUCCGUUGGCCACCGUGAUACUUUUUGCGAUGUCAACGCUUUUUGGAAUAAAAUUGAACUAAAUAGACGGCUACAGGAUCAGUUACAGACCGCAGAGGUUGAAGCUACUAGUUCGUUGAUAAGUGUUUCCGCAAAAACCUUUGCAACAACAAUUAGAAACGUUCAUUCGGCUAUCGAAAAUGUUAACGACUCAUUG
Messenger RNA from Acaulospora morrowiae, 531 nucleotides. The record is from the annotation of a GenBank genome assembly. NCBI's taxonomy places the organism in Eukaryota, Fungi, Glomeromycota, Glomeromycetes, Diversisporales, Acaulosporaceae.